This is a messenger RNA of Gossypium arboreum, 839 nucleotides long. RefSeq lists its product as uncharacterized. Bases 28 to 630 code for a protein of 200 amino acids. The transcript has a single exon. The record is from RefSeq and is a predicted model, not a curated record. NCBI's taxonomy places the organism in Eukaryota, Viridiplantae, Streptophyta, Magnoliopsida, Malvales, Malvaceae.
CCCUCCUUUUAUUAUUUGUGUAUAGCAAUGGGUUCUUCAUGCUGUGACCAAAUGUCACCCAAACAACUUGACACCAAAUACUCUUCCUCCCUGCGAACACCUUCCUUUUCUUCAUCGUCGUCAUCGUUGCCAUCUUCAUUUGGAUCUUCGUAUUAUAAAAACGAUUCCCCUCUCAGUCCGGUGACUCCGGUCCGAUAUUCAGGAGUACCAUUUUCAUGGGAACGUUUACCAGGGAUCCCUAAGAUGCUACAAAGCCACAAGAAGAAAGAUUCCAUCAAGUUGCUGCCAUUGCCACCACCAACCUCCAAGGAAGCUUCAUUCAACCGAAAGAAAUCUUCCUCUUCCACAUCCACUUCCACCGCCGUCGCGGAGAGUUUCCGAAAGGACCCAUUUUUCACAGCGUUGGUGGAAUGUUCCAAGGAUGAUGAAGAUGAUGAUGAACGAUCAUCAAGCAAAUUCAGGAGUGGAGCUAAGAUUACAAGGAGUAUCAGUGACAGGUUCGGGUUCAUUAAUCUUUACACUUGUUGUAAAAGAACAUGUGCAGUUUCAGAAUCAAUAGUCUAUCUUCCAAGGCGUAGCAGCAGAACAGGAACAGCUAAGUAUGGCCUAAUCAAUCGUCGCUCUCGUUAACUGCUCCGCAACACCCCAUUAAUUCUUUAUCACUUGAGGGGGUUAAUUCUGAUGAUGCUGUUAAAACAUUUGUUUUUUAAUUUAUUAUUGUUCUUUGUAUUUUUGUAUGCAAUAUGAGGAGAAAAAUGAUGAUGCAUGUCUUCGAGACUGAAAAUCAUUAGUAAAGUUGCAUGUGAUGUUUAAUGAGAAUAUGAGUGAAGAUUACAUUA